Messenger RNA from Lathyrus oleraceus (garden pea), 2414 nucleotides. Its product is annotated as LEAF RUST 10 DISEASE-RESISTANCE LOCUS RECEPTOR-LIKE PROTEIN KINASE-like 2.2. The transcript has 5 exons. Gene Ontology annotation, molecular function: polysaccharide binding; protein kinase activity; ATP binding. Bases 73 to 2217 code for a protein of 714 amino acids. The record is from RefSeq and is a predicted model, not a curated record. Gene Ontology annotation, biological process: protein phosphorylation. Lineage: Eukaryota; Viridiplantae; Streptophyta; Magnoliopsida; Fabales; Fabaceae.
AUCAUCGUUCAAACAAUUUUAAUAAUUUCAACCAUUUUUUCAUCAAAAAUAAAACUAGCAUCGUGAAUAAAAAUGGUUUCAGUGAGAUGUGUGAUAAUGUUUCCCUUCUUCUGGUUUCUUCUUCUUCUUCCGCAACUAACCCAUUCCAAGCCGCAGCCUUGUUUAUCUUCUUCGUGUGGAAAAAUCACAAACAUAAGGUAUCCAUUCAGACUAAAACAAGACCCGGAACACUGUGGCAACAACAGGUACGAGUUGGAUUGUGUGAACAACGUUACGAGAUUGAGUUUGUAUGACGGUUACUAUUUGGUAGAAUCGAUCAAUUACAACAAUUACACAAUCCGAGUUGUUGACCCUAACAUUCAUCCCACCGAUUGUUCCUCUCUCCCUAGCUUCUUCUUAUCACAAAACAACUUUACUUAUUUGGAUGGUCCAUACUUGUACCGGUACUUUUCCAAAGAAAGUAAUUCAUACCGGUACAGCUUAAAUCGAUCGAAAUCGAGGACGUUCAUGGGUGAUUUCGGUGAAUAUGAUUUAUCCAUGCCAGUAGUUUACAUGAAAUGUACAAGUCGACCUAGUAAGGUUGUGGAUGAGUAUUAUGCCGACACGGCUUCAUGCUUGGAUCAACACAUGACAUACGCUAUUGUUGGAGACCCACCAUUUGCAAUUCUAGAGCCUCAAUGCCGUGUUAAGUUUAUUGCCCUCACAUCAUUCCUUUGGAAUACUGGAGAUUCAGAUAUUUACUACGGCGACGUUAUAGAAAACAUUUCAUAUGUUGAUAUUCAUAAAGCGCUCCGAUAUGGAUUUGAAAUUUCAUGGAUGCAAGCCUCUUGUCCUUGUGAUUAUUGCUUCCUCAACGACACGAUUGGCCAGAUUCAAUGUAUUGUACCCGACUGUCGUUUUGACUCUUGCGGAUCUUGGGCAGACAAGGUCCGUCUAAUAUUUGAUUACGUUGCUGGCAUCUACGAAGGACUUCGGGAGCUGACAGGCAUGGAUAAGAUAAUCAUAUAUAAGUCAAGUAUUAAUCUAUAUAGAGCGGGAACAAUUACAGGAAAGUAUAUUUUGCCAUACCUUACAUUUAGAACUAUAUUGGUUAUCAUACUUUUCUUCGGAUUGAUGAUCUAUACAUAUCGAAGAAGACAUGAAUCAAUAUAUGAAAAUAUUGAAGAUUUUCUACAAAGUAAUACUCUCAUGCCAAUAAGGUAUUCAUACAGAGAGAUAAAACAAAUGACAAAAAACUUCAAGUUAAAAUUGGGUGAAGGAGGUUAUGGAGAUGUGUAUAGAGGAAACUUAAUAAGUGGUCCAUUUGUAGCCAUUAAGAUGUUGAAGAUAAAAUCAAAAACUAAUGGGCAAGAAUUCAUGAGUGAAGUUGCUACUUUAGGAAGAAUAUACCAUUCAAAUGUGGUAAGACUCGUUGGAUUUUGCGUUGAAGGAUCAAAACGUGCUCUUGUAUAUGAGUACAUGCCCAAUGGCUCUCUUGAUAAAUAUAUUUUCAACAAAGAGGAACUUAUAUCUUUAACUUACAAUCAAAUAUAUGAAAUAUCUCUAGGAGUAGCACGUGGAAUUUCUUAUCUCCAUCAAGGUUGUGAUAUGCAAAUUUUGCAUUUUGAUAUUAAGCCUCAUAAUAUUCUUCUUGAUGAAAAUUUCAUCCCAAAAGUUUCGGACUUUGGUCUUGCAAAGCUCUACCCUAUCGACAAUAGUAUAGCCACUUUGACAGCAGCAAGAGGAACAAUCGGGUACAUGGCUCCAGAAUUGUUCUAUCAAAAUAUUGGAGGAGUAUCAUAUAAGGCUGAUGUGUAUAGCUUUGGAAUGCUUUUGAUUGAAAUGGCUAGUAGGAGAAGAAAUUUGAAUUCACACGCGGAGCAUUCAAGUCAACUAUACUUUCCAUUUUGGAUUUAUGAUCAAUUGGUUAAAAAUAGGGAAAGAGAAAUGGAAGAUUUUAUCAUGGAGGAAUUUAACGAUGUUUUGAAAAAAAUGUUCAUCAUUGCACUUUGGUGUAUACAGUUGAAACCCGUUGAUCGCCCUUCGAUGAAAAAAGUAGUGGAGAUGCUUGAACAAGAUCUUGAAAAUAUUGAAAUGCCUCCAAAGCCUUUAUUAUAUCCACAUGAAACAAUUCAUGAGAAUGAUGAUACCAAUUCAAAAGAAACUGAAUCAGAUACUAGUUCUACCAGUUAUGAUGAGGAAAUCACAACCACUCAUUUGUUGAAGUAUUCUUCUUGAUAAUUUAAAGUUUAUACAUGUCUAACAUUUGUUUAUAUUUGAAUGAGAUUGGCCGGAAGGUAAAUUUAUAUUUGAGGUUUAGAAGUUGUUAAUAAAAUACAAGUGGACACUGAUAAUAUAUUCUUGUAUUAUGUGCAUUUUUGGAAAAUAAGAAAUGCAUGACAGUUUCAAUUUAAAUGGAAAAUCUAUUUGUAGAA